Siniperca chuatsi (mandarin fish) is the source of this 3265-nucleotide messenger RNA. It is a transcript of the gene bud13, whose product is annotated as BUD13 homolog. Gene Ontology annotation, cellular component: RES complex; U2-type spliceosomal complex. Lineage: Eukaryota; Metazoa; Chordata; Actinopteri; Centrarchiformes; Sinipercidae. Gene Ontology annotation, biological process: mRNA splicing, via spliceosome. The coding region runs from base 37 to 1623 and encodes 528 amino acids. Gene Ontology annotation, molecular function: RNA binding. The transcript has 10 exons. The record is from RefSeq and is a predicted model, not a curated record.
GCCUCGUUGCCAUCCGUAGUUUUCGACAGCAUAACGAUGGCUGCUUUAACUGGUAGCAGUAAAGGACCGGAACUAUCUAAAGCUGAGUACUUAAAACGUUAUUUGUCCGCUGAUGUAGAUGCCAAGAAGUCAAAAGGGAAGCUUAAAAAGAAACGGAGUAAGGUUCCUGAGAAAGGACUUAAAAUAGUAGACGAUGACAUAGACUGGAAACAGAUGGUCAAAGAGGAGGAGGAGAUUGAAGAGGAUGAAGAGGAAGCUCCUGUGAUUGCUGAGGUGAUUGACGAGAGACCAGAGGAAGUAAAACAGCUGGAAGCCUUCAGAACCAGCAAUAGAUGGAAAGUGAUUGGAGCUGACGAAAAUGAAGACACAGAAGAGGGGAAAGAAGGACAUCAACAUCCAGAGCCUGUGGCAUCAAGCAGGAGUUGCCACAAUUCGCCAGAGCUGUCAUCAAAGAGGAGGAGACAUGAUUCUCCGGUCAGAAAUACCCGAUAUAACUCCCCAGACAUAGCCCCUCCCAGUAGAGGUCGCCAUGACUCCCCAGACAUAUCCCCUCCUAGAAGAGGUCGCCAUGACUCCCCAGAAAUAUCCCCUUCUAGAAGAGGUCGCCAUGACUCCCCAGAAAUAUCCCCCCCAAGAAGAGGUCGCCAUGACUCUCCAGACUUGUCACCUCCUAGGCAACAGUCAAGGAGAUCGGGGAAGACGCAAAGUAAAGAUUCAUCCCCCUCCAGAAGGAAGCCCAGCUCAUCAUUAUCAAGUAAAAAGCAUUUACCUGAUGCUCGUCGGUCACCACUUGCAAAGAGGCCUCAAAACAGGCACAAAUCAGACUCUGACCAGUCACCGCCACGAAGAAAGCCACUGAAGGGAGAAGCUUCAGGCUCCGACCAAUCUCCUCAACGGAAGCACUCAAAAACAGGACGAGGCUCUGAUUCUGACCAGUCGCCACCCAGGAGGCGGCCGCAGAGUGGAAAGGACUCGGAUGAAGAUCUGUCACCACCUCGUAGACCUGGUCAGUCACAGGGUCCGAGAAUGCUUUCUGGUGGGACAGCAGGUCUGGUUUCUGUAGAUGUUUUAAGGAAAGAGCAAGAGGAGAACCGACGCAGAGAAAGAAACAACCAGCCACUAGAAGAUGAAUCCCGCAAUGCCCAGACGGUGUUCCGAGACAAGAGCGGUAAAAGGAGGGAUUUGGAGUUGGAGAGAGAAGAACAGAAGAGGAAAGCUGGAGAAAAAGCAGCAAAGGAUGAGAAAUACGCUCAGUGGGGGAAAGGGUUGGCCCAGAGCCAGAUGCAUCAGCAGAAACUUGAGGAAGCACUGCAUGAAGCCCAGAAGCCGCUGGCACGUCACUGUGAUGACGAGGAUCUUGACCGCAUGUUGAGAGAGAAGGAAAGGGAGGGAGAUCCGAUGGCAGCGAUGCUCAGACGGAAAAAGGACCGCAAUACGAAGACACAAGAGAAACCUCGAUAUAAAGGCCCAGCACCACCUCCAAACCGCUUCAAUAUGCUACCAGGCUAUCGCUGGGAUGGAGUUGACAGGUCAAAUGGUUUUGAACAGAAACGCUACAUGCGGAUGGCAGAUAAAAAAGCCGGCCAGGAGGCAGCCUAUAAAUGGAGUGUGGAGGACAUGUAAUGGCAAUCGCAAACUAAAUAGAUCAGGGGCGGAGCUGAAGAGCAGGAAACAAGAGUUGAGAGAAAAUAUCUAAUCCAUGCUGUUGAAACAACUGCAGAUUAAAUACAUCUACUUAACAGACCUGGCAUUUGAUCACCUUUGCAAAGCAGUUUGAUACUGUACAAGGGACAUCAGAUUAUAAAAAACUACAGACAUAAGUGUGCAUAGCAGUGAAGUGACAGCAUCUUUAUGAUUUUGUAAUAAUUGAUUCAGUGUGGAGCCAGAACAGAUGUGUUUUUCACUGUUUUAUUAAAUAAUGUUUUUGUAAAGUGUUGUGGCACAAGUGUUUACAUACAGCAGUCAUUCCAUGGUAUAGAGCUGCAGUGUACUGAACCAGAUAUAGAAUAGUAUUCAAAGUAUUUAGUUAUUUUGUAUUUGUUUGUUUUUUAGAAUCCUAUUUUCUUUUUUACUUGAUGGGGCUGCACUGAUUUAAAAUGUGAUUUAAAACUUCAGGUGUAACGAAUAACCUCUAAAAUGGUUGCAUGCCAUUUAAGUGCAUCAGUGCCAAGGCCAUGCUGGCUUACUGGCACACCUAAAUUGAACACACCCAUCAUUAAUGUUAUUAGUUACAGUUGUGUUUUUCUGCCAUGAAAUGCCAGGUCUGCUGUGAGAAAGGUAUAUUAUUUGGAAAUUUUUAACGUCUUCUGGUAAAGAUACAUGUCCUGGUUCCAGACUUAAGAAUCAGAGGUCUCAAAUGUGGAGUGAUUAAAAAAAGUAUAAAAAAAGGCCAUUCACACAGAAUAUCAAGCUAUCAGGCACCCAACGUCACCACAAACAAAACAAAGUGCUGCUCUUUGUUUAUACAUUUUUUUUUCACAGCAGACAUUUUGACUCGCCAUAGUGGCAAAAGCACCAGUGUAAUUAAUAUUAAUGAUGUCUGAGUAAGCUGUCAGUAAGCCAGCAUGUAUAGGGCCCUGUAACUGAACACCUGACUGAAACUGAACCACAAUGUAUGUUAAUUACACCUUUUGAUUUUUCUGCUAUAAGUCAAAAUGUCUGCUGUAAAUAAGGUCUAUUGGCCUUAAAUGUCACGAAAUGCUGCAAAUUAGUUAUAAUUACUUAGUUGACACUGAGGACAUUUUUAGUAAGUUGACCUUUAGUGGGGAUAGUUUUGUCAGACUACUUUUUCCAAGGUCAAGAAAGAACUUUCAAGCUUAACUUUUAAGCCAAUACGGACGAGAAGGCAUAAAAGUGCUAUGGAUUAAAUCAUAACAGCUACUGCGCUCACAUCUCAUCAGAUCCAUCUCCAUAACAACUGAUCAAACUCCAUCGGCUGAUGAAGAUUGUGGGUGAAUGAUCUGGAAUAAACUAGCUAGUGGGCUUAGAGUUGGGAUUGUAGAAUUAAAUCAUAUAAUAGCUUUGUAUUUGUAAUGUUUUUACUAUGCAAAUAUAUAUUUUAAAAUACACAAAUUAGAGUGAGUGUGCUUGUACAGAGUAAGAGAUCUGAGUUUGAUCAGCUACUAUCUGAUAAAUGUGGCAUUUUAAAUUGGGACGAUGUAAGCGAUUUAUUUAUUGCUACUUUGAUUCUGUAUACUUAUCAACAGAAAUAACUGUACAACUGUCUUUAUUUACGUACAAUUAUAAAUAUGGAUAAUUAUCUUGA